Apodemus sylvaticus (European woodmouse) is the source of this 1318-nucleotide messenger RNA. RefSeq names its product annexin A10 (gene Anxa10). The transcript is spliced from 12 exons. The record is from RefSeq and is a predicted model, not a curated record. Gene Ontology annotation, cellular component: cytoplasm. The coding region runs from base 1 to 1188 and encodes 395 amino acids. Gene Ontology annotation, molecular function: calcium ion binding; calcium-dependent phospholipid binding. NCBI's taxonomy places the organism in Eukaryota, Metazoa, Chordata, Mammalia, Rodentia, Muridae.
AUGGAUCUGUUUAGAAACGGUUCUUUGGAGCCAGUGGAAGUGGACCUGUUUAGAAAUGGUUCUUUGGAGCAAAUACCAUCCGUGUGGUCAGGAAAUCAGCAGUUCAGCUUACAGGUCAGCAGCGGGAGCUCAAUCAACUUGCAAACACUCAUGUGUACACCAGCAGUCCAGUUCGGUAGAGUUACGAUAGCAAGCAUGAAUCAGCAACAGUGGCAUAACCUAGCAGAGACAGUCCAAGGAACCAUCUUCCCAGCUCCAAACUUCAAUCCUGUGAUGGAUGCCCAAAUGCUAGGUGGAGCACUCCAAGGAUUCGACUGCAACAAAGACAUGCUGAUUGAUAUCCUAACACAACGCAGCAAUGCCCAGAGGCAAAUGAUAGCUGGGGCCUAUCAGAGCAUGUAUGGCCGGGACCUGAUUGCAGACCUGAAGGAACAACUUUCAUCUCACUUCAAAGAAGUGAUGGUGGGCCUGAUGUAUCCUCCACCAUCUUACGAUGCUCAUGAGCUCUGGCACGCCAUGAAGGGAGCAGGAACUGAUGAGAAUUGCCUCAUUGAAAUAUUAGCUUCGAGAACAAAUGGGGAGAUUUUCCAGAUGCGAGAAGCCUAUUAUUUACAGUACAGCAAUAACCUUCAAGAGGACAUUUAUUCAGAGACCUCAGGACACUUCAGAGACACUCUCAUGAACUUGGUCCAGGGAAACAGGGAGGAGGGAUACUCUGAUCCUGCAAUGGCUGCUCAGGAUGCAAUGGUGCUGUGGGAAGCCUGCCAGCAGAAGACUGGGGAACAUAAAACCAUGAUGCAGAUGAUCCUGUGCAACAAGAGCUACCCACAGCUUUGGCUGGUUUUCCAGGAAUUUCAAAGUAUUUCUGGCCAAGACCUAGUGGAUGCCAUCAAUGACUGUUACGACGGUUACUUUCAGGAGCUCCUGGUUGCAAUUGUUCGUUGUGUCCAGGACAAACCCAGCUAUUUUGCUUAUAAAUUAUACAGGGCAAUCCAUGACUUUGGCUUCCAUAACAAAACUGUCAUCAGGAUUCUAAUCGCCAGAAGUGAAAUAGAUCUAAUGGCCAUAAGGAAACGUUACAAAGAGAGAUUUGGAAAAUCCCUCUUUCAUGACAUCAAAAAUUUUGCUUCAGGGCACUAUGAGAAAGCAUUGCUUGCCAUCUGUGCUGGUGACGUGCAAGACUACUAAAAAGAAGGAGGGUUUGAAGGUGAUGGAAUUCUCUUUACAGACACCAGAUAUAUACCGUUGGACUUGUGCUGUCAUUGACACUGAAACAAAGCUUUAAAAUCAUAUUUUUCUUCUAUCUCUACAAUUAUUC